AUGCCAGUCAAGAAGUACUCCGAGCAGCACGCCAUGCGGAACCUGACCAGGUCAGGACCUUGGGAAGAUGUGGAGAGGAGGAGGAGGAGGAGUGCAAUCCCUAUGCCGUAUGUUGCAGUUCAUGUCCAUGACAAUCAAAAGUCGUCAAGGUCAAGAUACCUUGGCGGCAUCGUGGCUGCCUUUUGCAUUACAGCUACUCUUGUGCUUGUUCUCCAUGUGAACGUCGACGACAAUACAGCCGCUAGGCCUCCCUCCAAGUCAAUCAGUGAGGCCAUUUCCAAGCUUGACAUUCAGCGCAAGAUUUCAAGUCAGGAGCUCCACAACAUUUAUGACCCUCAGUUCUCCGAGGACGGUGUUCCUGAGAGCGAAACUGGAGUCUUCACAGGCCACUCUAAGGGGUCUAAGAACGCUCCCCUUACCUUCGGCAAGGGAACGUACUUCAACGUAUUUGACCCGAACCCGUCGGAGAUCGGCCCAUGUGCUCCUGGAACGCACGGCAAGGACGGCAAGUGUGCUGAGUGCGAGCGAGGCAAGUGGUGCCCCGGCAACGACUUGGACGACAUUGUCAACGACUGCCCUGCUCACGCCUCCUCCCUCCCGGGCUCCGAUGCCUUCAAUGACUGCACCUGCGUUCCCGGUUGGUUUGGUAAGGCCCACUACAACCAGGACAAGAGCUGCAAGCAGUGCCCUGCUAACAUGUACUGCCCGGGCGGAGAAAACUCCUUCCCUUGCCCGCAGUUCUCCAGCAGCGAUCCAGAAGCCUCUCAGUGCUUGUGCAAUGCUGCCUAUCACGGAACCUCGCACAGCGACUGUGCUCUCUGCCCUGCGGAUAAGUACUGCAGCGGCAAGAACGAGAUCGGGGACUGCCCUGCCUACUCGUCGAGCCCGGUGGGUACCAAGAGCAUCAACGACUGCACGUGCAAGCCUUCCUACUUUGAGCCGAACCCACCCGUCAGCCAGACCUCCGGCCCCAGCUGCGCCCCAUGUGUAGAAGGGUUCUACUGCCCCGGAGGGAGAAACUCCGUCCAGUGCCCACCGCACAGUUCCAGUGAUGCACUUGGUUCUUCUCUCCAAGACUGCUCCUGCAACCCCGGAUACUACGGAGAGCCUGAUGCCUGCCAGAAGUGCCCAGCAGGAUGGUACUGCGAGGGAGGGAAGGAGAAGAAAAUGUGCCCGGCGUCGUCGAACAGCGGGGAAGGGUCGUCGAAGCUGUCGGAGUGUAUCUGCAAUGCAGGCUUCUACGGAAGUAGCAGCACGGGCUGCCUUGUCUGUACCAUCGGCAGCUUCUGCCCUGGCGACGGGACGAGCAGCCAUCAAUUGUGGUGGCUGACAGCUGGGACAGGCUACUACAACUUUGACAGCUCAACGGGUUGCAGCAAGUGUCCGUCUGGAUCCUACUGCCUGGGAGGAUCGUCGAAAGCUGAUUGCCCCGCCCAUAGUUACAGCGGAGAGAAAAGCUCUUCUCUCCAAGACUGCUCCUGCAACCCCGGAUACUACGGAGAGCCUGAUGCCUGCCAGAAGUGCCCAGCAGGAUGGUACUGCGAGGGAGGGAAGGAGAAGAAAAUGUGCCCGGCGUCGUCGAACAGCGGGGAAGGGUCGUCGAAGCUGUCGGAGUGUAUCUGCAAUGCAGGCUUCUACGGAAGCAGCAGCACAGGAUGCAACGUCUGCACUGCUGGAAGCUAUUGUCCUGGAGACGGAAGUUCCCACGUCUGUCCAGUCCACAAGACUAGCUCGGAGGGCUCCCACGAUUGUAUCUGCAAGCCCGGCUACGUUGCCUCUGCAAAUGGAGGAUGCGACGAUUGCCCAGCAGGGAGCUUCUGCUCUGGGGACGGUCUCGCUACGCUUUGCCCUCCCGACAGCUCUGCGACGGCUGGUGCCAAGUACGCGGCCGAUUGUCACUGCAGCGGAUGGUUCUCCGUGGCUAGUGGAACAUGGCAGGAUGUUGUAGACGCGUGUGAAGCGCAAGGAGGAGUUCUGGCUUCCAUUCACAACGAGCAAGCCUGGGCAUAUGGCGAGCCCCAAGGCUUCAAGACCAAAGUUGCCAUGACUGGUACACAAGGCGAUCAAUGGGUGGACCUGGACACUGGCUCAGAUGUCAAGAAAGGAGUCUGCAAGAAGCAUGACGUGCAGCCGAAAUGCAAAGAGGGAAUGAAACCUUCAUCUCUCAACAUGAACCCUGGCUUCCUUGGCAAGUUCUACUUCAUUCACCAUGAGAUCACAAAGAUGCCCGAGGAGUACAU
Guillardia theta CCMP2712 is the source of this 2240-nucleotide messenger RNA. RefSeq lists its product as hypothetical. The record is from RefSeq and is a predicted model, not a curated record. The transcript is spliced from 30 exons. The annotation marks the transcript as partial. NCBI's taxonomy places the organism in Eukaryota, Cryptophyceae, Pyrenomonadales, Geminigeraceae.